GCAAAAACAAGAAGCAAAAAACAAAUACAAAAAGCAACCAAAAAACAAAUAUCAAAUAAAAAACAACAACUUUUUGUUUCUCGUUGUUUUUCCAAGACGACAACGUUAACGUGUUUUUGUUGUUGCGCUCACUUGUUUCCAGUGCCAGCGCUGCCAGAUCGCGAGUUAUGAAAGCGCAAGCGUCGCCAGCGUCGCCAGCAAGUAGCAACAGCUACAACAACAACGCCACCAGCAACUGUUGAAGCACAUUGAAAACUAACUGUAUAUAUUUAUAAAGAAGUAUAUAUAAAUACGUUAUAUUGUAAAUACUAUUUUUGAUAUACAAAACGUUUUACAAACUACAAGGCAAAUAUUGCCCGAGCAACUAAAAUGGAUAACAGCGAACAAAGUUCGAUAAACAACAAUAAUAACAACAACAAUAGCAGCAGCAGCAGCAUUGCCGCCGCCGCAGCAGCAGCAGCAGCCAUGGCAGCAGCCGCCGCAUUGAGCUUUAACCAACAGGAGCAACACAAGCGACCUGCCAAGGACUCGACAGCAACUGUUGCUGAGCGCCACAGCAAUGGCAGUGCCAGCAACAGCAACAGCAACAGCAACAGCAAUGGCAAUGGCAACAGCAUUGGCAACAGCAACAGCAACAGCAGCAGCAGCAGCGCCUGCAGCCCCAAAAUGGGCUCACGUCGCAUCUUCACGCCGCAGUUCAAGCUGCAGGUGCUCGAGUCGUACCGCCAUGACAACGACUGCAAGGGCAACCAGCGCGCGACGGCGCGCAAGUACAACAUUCAUCGGCGGCAGAUACAGAAGUGGCUGCAAUGCGAGCCCAAUUUGCGCUCGUCGGUGGCCAACAACCAGCACCAGCAUCAGCAGCAGCAGCAGCAACAGCAGCAGCAGCAGCAUUUGCACCAGCAGCAACAGCAGCAGCAACAAUUGCAGCAGCAGCAUCAUCAUCAGCAGCAAUUGCAGCAGCAGCAGCAUCUGCACCAGCAGCAACAGCUGCAGCCGCCGCCACCGCCGCAACAGUUGGUGCCGCCAGCAGCGCCAAUGAAGCCGCACCAGUUCCAUCAGCUGCCCCAUGCCCUGGUCGCCGCCCAGCAUCAUCAUCGCCAUUACCAGGCGGCAGCGGCCGCCUCUCUGGCAGCAGCAUUUGCUGCCGCGCGCUCUCAUCCGAUGCUUGCGAAUGGAUUUGCCACGCCCCAUGCCCAUCCGCAUCCGCAUCAGUUGGCAGCCGCAGCGGCAGCCCCGCCGCUGGCACCGCCACCACCGCCGCCGCCUCUGCUGCCCCACAGCAAUGGUACGGCAGCAACUGUUGCCGGCGGCACUGGCAGCAGCAGCUACACGCUGUCGGCAGCCAAAAUUGCCGCCGUGGUGGCAGCCUUUGCCAACAACAGCAGCAGCAGCAGCAGCAACACCACCAACAAUUGCCACAACAACAACAACAGCAGCAGCAACAGCAACAGCAGCAACAGUUGCAGCAGCGCCACAACGUUGCCAUAUUGCCCAAGUCUACAGCAGCAACAAGUGCCAAAUGCCGUGCCAAUACCCACCAGCAACAACAGCAACAGCAGUAACAACGACAGCAGCAACAGCAGCAGCCAGCACAUUCCUCAGCCCGCACCGCAGCAACAUGCAACGGCGCAACAACAGCCGCUGCCCUACGCCUACUAUUUGACACUGCCCGCGCCCAUGGAUCUGUCGCUGAGCAGCGCGGCGCGACGCCAGCGCGAGCAGCAGCAACAGUUGCAGCUAGACCAACAGCAGCAGCAGCAGCAGCAGCAAUCAUUGCCGCUGGGUUGUCGCAAGCGCGCGGCCCAAACGCUGUGGCAUGGCGACAGCAGCGGCAGCAGCAGCAGCCCGGCGGACAAGCUGAGCAAACUGGAGGCCAUCAAGAGCGAGCCCAGCGACAACGAGGCGGAGGACGACGUGGACAUCGAUGUUGAAGCGGAAGCGGAGGCGGAGGCCGAGACUGAGGCGGCAACAGCAGCGGCAGCAGCAACUGUUGCCGAGCACAAGCUGCCCGCCAAGCAGGUGAAGCUCUUCAAGCCCUAUCUGCUAGACGAGAGUGCAGCCCAGGAGGAGGAGGAGCGGGAGCGGGAGCGGGAGCAGGAGCAGGAGCAGGAGCAGGAGCCGGAGCAGCUGGAGCUGCGCGUCGAGGACGAGUGCGAUGCGGAUGCCGAUGACGAGGAGCACGCCACGCUCAAUGGCAGCAGCGGCGCCAGCAGCAAGAAAAAGAAGCGGGUGACGCCCAAGCAGCGGGAGCCGAUCAUCUGGAGCAAUCAUCCCUUUGCCGGCGGCAGCAGCAACAGUUGCUUUCAGUCGCCGCCGCCGCCAUCGCUGCUGAUGCCCUAUGCAGCCGGCGCGGCAGCGCUGCCGCCGUUUCACGCCGGGAGUCCUCAGCAGCAGCAGCAGCAGCAGCACUUUCAAGGCAGCAACAGCUGCAGCAGCAGCAGCAGCAGCAACAGCAGCAAUUGUGGGGGCAGCAAGCCCGCCACGCCCACAAUCAACGUGCUCAGCCCAUUCUCGGCGCCGGCGCUCUCGCCCAUCGGCUUCUGCUGCCCCAAGGGCUCGCCCGUGUCCGGCUACGAGAGCAGCUCCUCCACCUACAGCGACAGCCCCAGCGCCAGCUCCUCCUCCACGCACGGCUACAGCCUCAGUCUGCAGCUGCAUGCCCCCGUCUACAACGACAACCUGAUGCAGCAGCAGCAGCUGCAGCGCUGGCUCGACCAGGAGGCGCUGGCACGUCUUAACUCCGCUGCGGCUGGCGGUCCGCCGACGGCCACGCCCAACAGCAGCAGCCGGGCGGCGCCCAUCACGCUGCUGGCCUAAGCGGCAGCCGCAGCAGCCAUCGAACCACCCACCUUAGCAAGCGUUUGGGGGCGUGGCCUAGGGCCUCUUCCUGGGCCUUGUAAGUUACAGCUUAAGGAAAAGUCUAAAAAGAAGAAGAAGAAGAAAACAAAAGAAAAAAAACUAUUUUUUUUGUUUGUUUUUUAAUUGUUAAAU
Molecule: messenger RNA, 2994 nt
Organism: Drosophila mojavensis
Lineage: Eukaryota; Metazoa; Arthropoda; Insecta; Diptera; Drosophilidae
Gene: brk
Exons: 1
Coding region: 370-2820 (816 amino acids)
Biological process (GO): peptidyl-threonine phosphorylation
Cellular component (GO): cytoplasm
Molecular function (GO): protein serine/threonine kinase activity
Source: RefSeq, a predicted model, not a curated record